This is a messenger RNA of Seminavis robusta, 658 nucleotides long. The record is from the annotation of a GenBank genome assembly. NCBI's taxonomy places the organism in Eukaryota, Bacillariophyta, Bacillariophyceae, Naviculales, Naviculaceae.
GAAAAGAAUUCAGGUAGCCUCAAAUCUACAUGUAUUGGCAACCAUCCAGUCAACAAGCCAUUGAGCAUUCCAAGAGAAUUCAGACCGAAAUUAAAUUGAGCAAGACAGCUGUAGACCAUGAGUAACCAAGCCGAACAAGCGAAGCAACUGGACUCUGUUACGGAUGUCGUCCAAGAAAAAGAGAUUGAUGCCUCCAAGGCGCAAGAAGCUAUGAGUGCCUUGACGGCUCAGAAAGCCGAUCAAAGCCUGGAUGCCGCGGCCCAAGCAGUGGCGGUCUCCAAGGAAGAUGUGGCGUUGAUAAUGUCGGAAUUGGAAGUGACAGAAGAUGUUGCAGAACGAUCUUUACGAAGUGUGACCGUGGAGGAUGGACAAAGCCGAGUAGUGGAAGCACUUCGACAUCUCGUCACUUCAGUCUAGCCACAAAUACUACUGAAGGUGCUGCCUACGAGCAGCAGUGGACUGGCAGGUAACAUGUGGAGUCGAGAAGCGAGUCGAGUCAGUUUCAUUGCAUAACUUCAAAUAAGGCGACAAUCUAUUCCAUUAUUCAGUACAAUCAAAGGUGCCACUAGCUAGUAUUAUCUAAAACUCUAUUUGGCUUUAUUUGCCUGCCGCUUGAAUAAUUCCCUCAUUCCGUGAUUUCCCAACACCGAGCUGCGGG